AAUGAGCUUCCGUUGUUAUAUACGUGUUGUAGGGGGUAUGGCGUGUUGUUUGUUAUACACACCCGCUAGCACAGACUUCUUUUUACUACGUCUACAAGUAUAGUUGCUAACCCAGCUCCAGGCUAGAAGCAAACGUGAGGCAGGGGUCGGUCUACGUACCAUGGCAGGGGUGCAUGAACAAGCCGAUGCGCCGCACGUGAUCGUGCUCGCCAGCCCCGGUGCGGGGCACGUCGUCCCGGUGGCCCAGCUCGCGGCGCGCCUCGCCGCGCGCCACGGGUUCACCGCCACGGUCGUCACCUUCACCAACCUGUCCUCGCGGGAGCACUCCACGGCGCUCGCCACCCUUCCCGCGGGCGUCUCCGUCGCCAAGCUCCCGGAGGUGUCCCUCGACGACCUCCCCCUCGACGCGCAUAUCGUGACCCGUAUCAUCACCGUCGUCCAGCGCACACUGCCGCACCUCCGUGACAUGCUACGCUCGCUCCUGGGCUCCCCGGCUGGCGUCACGGCUUUCUUGACAGACAUGCUCUGCCCCGCCGCGCUCGCCGUCGCCGAGGAGCUCGGCGUGCCGCGGUACGUCUUCUGCACGUCGAGCCUCAUGUGUCUGGCCACUUUGCUCUACACGCCGGAGCUCGCGAGGACCACCACCGGCGAGUGCCGCGACCUCCCGGAGCCCGUCCUCCUGCCGGGGUGCAUGCCGCUGCGCGGCGUCGACCUCAUCGAGCCCAUUCAGGAUCGCACCAACCCCGUGUACGCCCUCAUGGUCGACCUGGGCCUCGACUACCUCCGCGCCGACGGCUUCAUCGUCAACACCUUCGACGGCAUGGAGCACGAGACCUUGUUGGCGUUUAAAGAGCAUUCCGACAAGGGCGUGUACCCUCCGGCCUACGCGGUCGGCCCGUUCGUCCGGUCGUGCUCCGACAAAGCAGCCGAGCACGUUUGCAUGACGUGGCUGGAUGAGCAGCCGGAAGGGUCGGUCUUGUACGUGUGCUUCGGCAGCGGCGGCACGCUGUCCACGGAGCAGACUGCCGAGCUCGCGGCCGGGCUGGAGGCGAGCGGGCAGAGGUUCCUGUGGGUGGUGCGUCUCCCCAGCGACAAGGACAGCAGCGCCGGCUACUUCGGGACGGUGGACCACGGUGACGACCCGCUGAGCUACCUGCCCGAGGGGUUCGUCGAGAGGACCCGAGGCAUGGGGCUCCUCUUGUCACAGUCCGCGCCGCAGGUGGAGAUCCUGAACCACCGCGCAGUCGGCGGGUUCCUGUCGCACUGCGGCUGGAACUCGACGCUGGAGGCCGUGGCCGCGGGGGUGCCGAUGCUGGCGUGGCCGCUGUUCGCCGAGCAGAGGAUGAACGCGGUGAAGCUGUCGUCCGAGGGCAUGGGCAUGGCGCUGCGGGUGACGGCACGGGAGGAGGACGGGGUGGUGCCGCGGGAGGAGGUGGCCGCGGUGGCUACAGAGCUUAUGGUUGGAGAGGAGGGUGCGGCGGCGCGGAAGAAGGCACACGAGCUCCAAGCGGAGGCACAGAAGGCGGUGGUGCCUGGCGGGCCCGCGCACCAGGAGCUCGCGGCCGUCGUCGGCAAGUGGGAUCGGAAGCGCGCAGUUCCAGUUGAAACUAAUGGAGUCUCCAGUUCAAAAAAUGAAACUGAUGGAGUAUUGGAGUGUGAAGAGCCACUGCCGUGACGCGUGCUUUGCCGGCGCGGUCUCUGACUUUGGUAAAUUUUUAUCGGUAAUUUGUACUAUGUCUGUACCGCAUGCUAUGCUAUAUGAUGUUCUGUAAGUGCUAUUAUUCAUGGACAUGGACGCCAGCAAAUUUAGUAACACGUAAACUCACAUCUAUCGUUGUACUUACACUACUAAGUACUGCAUUCUGUUCUAUGGAACGAAUGUUAUUUUGUAACAAGUUCAUGUUUGAAUCCAUCCCAAAUCCGAAUUUCUAUA
This is a messenger RNA of Setaria italica (foxtail millet), 1933 nucleotides long. RefSeq names its product hydroquinone glucosyltransferase. Gene Ontology annotation, molecular function: UDP-glycosyltransferase activity. The coding region runs from base 161 to 1675 and encodes 504 amino acids. NCBI's taxonomy places the organism in Eukaryota, Viridiplantae, Streptophyta, Magnoliopsida, Poales, Poaceae. The transcript has a single exon. The record is from RefSeq and is a predicted model, not a curated record.